AUGGGUAAGAUGUUUUACAACGUGGGAAUGUUGGCGACUAGCGAAGGCCUUGGGAAAAGUUUUGUUGAAGAGGCGUAUAGAUUUUCUCACGGUGAUUUCGCGAUUGAAGCUGCCAAUGAGCUUGUUGACAGCCUGGACAAGCCAAAAUUGGCCGGCUGUCUGUCAAACCGAUUUGUGAAGAAAUUGCUUUCACCUAUGCUGCCGAAGACAUUGCUGUCGUUGCUGCAACAAAAGCUGGAAGCCGUGGGAAUUGCAGUCCGACCAGAGGCCGACCAGAAGAAGGUCCUGACGCAUAUAUCCCGCUGA
Paracoccidioides lutzii Pb01 is the source of this 306-nucleotide messenger RNA. RefSeq lists its product as hypothetical. The transcript is spliced from 3 exons. Bases 1 to 306 code for a protein of 101 amino acids. The record is from RefSeq and is a predicted model, not a curated record.